This is a messenger RNA of Ectocarpus siliculosus, 2733 nucleotides long. NCBI's taxonomy places the organism in Eukaryota, Phaeophyceae, Ectocarpales, Ectocarpaceae. The record is from the annotation of a GenBank genome assembly.
AUGAGGGCGAGUUCGGCCUACCCCCAGGUGUCCAACAGGCAGUACGUGAAGUUCGUGGCGAUCGUAGUUUGUGUCUGUUUUCUCUUUGCCUUCUUCGCGGACAGGCCCACCCUAAACAAUGAGGGUGAGCCCGCCCUGCCGGGUACGGACAUCAAUCUGCGCGGAGGGCAAGAUGGCGCUCUUCCUGCUGCUGCAAGCGGAGGCUCGGCGAAGCUCAGCGACCUGAUCGCGGUGGGUCUGGGGCUUACGGAACUGGCUUCGCAGGAAAUCAAAGACGUCAAGGCCGCAGGAGCGGAAGAGCUGAGGGUCAAGGGUCUCACGAAGGAAGGAGUGGAAGAGCCGGUCACGGUGGCUGACACCAACUCCAACAGCGUGUUCGUGAACGGGUACAGACACUUCUUUCCCGGUGUCCAGAUGCUCUCUGAAGAGACUGAGCCCGAGAAGGCUGACACCAAGCUUUACAACCCAGCUCUCCCCGCAGGACUCAGGCUGGAGUCGAACCCCAGCCUGGAUCUGUCGGAGGUUCUGGUCAUCGUAGAUCCUCUAGACGCCACCAAGGAAUUCGGCGAGGACCUGUUGGAGUAUGUCACGACGAUGGUGUGCGUCGUGUACCAGGGAGAACCUAUCGCAGGAAUCAUCAACCAGGUGUUCGAAGAAGACAAGCCGCCAGUUGUGGGCGUGAUCCCGCUCCAGCCCGGGGACCAGGGUGUGCUCUUCAACAGAGCCAAGCAGGACCCGGUUGGUGACGCUGCGCAUACGGUGACCAUUUCCCGCUCCCACACGGGGGAGGGGGGUAACGUGGUUGAGAAGUACUUGGAGGGGCACCAGACGCUGCUGGCAGGGGGAGCGGGGUACAAAUCGCUCUUGGUUUUGGACGGGAAGGCGGAGGCGUACGUUCACGUAACGGCUAUCAAGUCAUGGGACGUGUGUGCGGCAGAGGCGGUGAUGAAGGCCAGCGGUGGGGGGUUCAGCGAUAUCGAGGGAAAGCAACUGGCAUACCCCAUGGAAUACGACAGUACGCACUCCCAGGCUCUGUUCAAGAACGGCAUCAUCGCUACCGCCUCGAAAGAGCAGCAGGACUUCUUCGUCACCAAGCUAGACGGAAACCUCUCCUAAGAACGUUUGACGUGUAUCUGCUGUAGCUCCCUCGUCAACUCUACAGCAGCUCGCGGCGACAUCUCCGUACUCUUGAGAUGUGACACCGCCUGAGGUUUUGUGUGUGUUGGCCUCCCCCCUCCGUCGCUUGGGAAUGAUGUCCAUGUGAAACUGCUGCAGCCGUUCACACGGUGUCGGUUUUCUUUGUUUCUCGUCGCUUCUGAGGACGGUGUUCUCACGUCUGGAUCCUCGUCGGUUUUGUGGUUCGUGCUUGCCAGGUUUCAGUCAAUCGGUCGCUUUUGUAGUUCUGGGGUAGCGAAAUCACGAGCUCAAUGUUAAUUUUUUUUUGUUGUUGUUCGAUUGACUGCCCUGGUGCCGGUGCGAUGGUUCCAGCCUCGGUCGCGCCCAUAAUUUUGCUUGUGUGUUUUCACCCUCCUCGCUAUUUUUAUGUGUCUGGUUCUUAUUAUUGUUUCCAAUGUCGGAAGUCUUAAGCGCGAAGACUAUCGUCGCCUCCUUUGUUGGGGCCGUUGGUUACGCGAGUGUGGUCCUUGUACUUAUGUACGUCUCUUGUUUGUUCUUGCUCAUGAAUGAAAACUAGACUAAAUAGUGGUCUAAAAUAUUAUAAUUUGAAGCGUGUAGCCUCGUCCGGGCAGUCAUACCCUGUGCCCAUGGGAGGCGGGCGUCCUCGUCAGUUGGUUUAGAAUCGGAAGGUACUGAGCAGAGAGAUGGGAACGGUUUUUAGUGUCAAGACAACAACGAACGGUGGUAGUGAUUGUGCUGAAAUUUUAUCGGAGGUGAUGGUGGUGAAUGAAUGAGAGGCCAGGGACUGCUGCGGAGCACUCCGCGGAUCAAAAAUUUGAGAUGCCAGUCGGAGCGUAACCACGCACCCUUGGGCGUUGUUUUGUCUUGUCUCGAGUUACGUACGCCGAUUGAAUCACAGGAUGCAUGCAUGCAUACUUGAGAGAAGAGGGUGGCUUCUGAUGUUUCCACAGAGAGAGUUAUUUUCCCUACUUGGGUACGGACUUGCCCCAAGCAGGGUGGUUUGUACUUGGUGUGUCAGCACGAUGGCGAAUCAUGUGGAACAAGAGCAUCCAUCCACACGUGGUGGUACCACAGCAUUUAGGUGUCUCGAGUAGCAGUUGGAAUGGAGAAGUGCGUCUCGAUCGACCAGCCGGUAACCUGCGCAGGGGUUUCGAUUGAGUACUACUGUAAACAUGUUGGGUAAAUUAAAGCAUGCAUGAUAGGGUCUGCGAAGUUGGGUUAGGGGUAGGGUCUGCGUACCCCCCUCCCUGUCUACUUAUUUCCUCAAUCUCUUAAUUCUCGCCAAGCAAGGCGGUCCCGAUCGACGGGGAGGGGUGCACACCCGGGGGGAGGCCCAACAUGUUGGGUUUGUUUUCGUGAGCGACUCCCUCCUUUCUCUUUUCUGAAUGCAUACAAACGAAGAGGAUUUCGAGGGUUUUCUCCAAAGGCCGUCGAGAGGAGUUCGAUAGACACGCAUCAUCUGUCGGACUCGCGAUUAGACGAGUCUUCGACGCCGAAGAACGUUCAAUCAAGUCUAUGCCGUCUUUGCCCCCUUUUAUUGGAGAUGGAGUCCCAAUGGGUGUGAAUCAUCAGUCAGUGCCAAUCUACACGGAUUAG